This is a messenger RNA of Sphaeroforma arctica JP610, 3173 nucleotides long. RefSeq lists its product as hypothetical. The transcript is spliced from 14 exons. The annotation marks the transcript as partial. NCBI's taxonomy places the organism in Eukaryota, Ichthyosporea, Ichthyophonida. The record is from RefSeq and is a predicted model, not a curated record. Gene Ontology annotation, biological process: regulation of transcription by RNA polymerase II.
AUGUUUACUAUCAACGUUUCUUACAUUUUAUUUUAUUCGUCAGUAGCGCCGCCGCAAGUCAACGCUACAUUCUUCGACGAAUCUGGUGCGAGUGCACCGUUUGUGUUUGAGGAACCGGUCAAGCUGCCAGUGGGAGUCAGGCCUAAGCCUUCGUAUCCGCCGUUUGACGUUAAUGAGGCAAACGCCCCCUUUUGCACCAGCGAUGUGCUUGCUAAAUACAGUCUGCCAGAUACGAAAAAAGAGAGUCUUUUGAAGAGGAUUGAUAAGGUCGACUCGGAGAUUAGUCAGCUAGAGCAACGUCUCAAGAACGUUUACGAUGAACGAGAAAGGGGCCAAGAAGAGCUGCACCUGGCCAUGCAGGAUCUGGACGCCAGCAAACGCCUCAAAGCCAGCCUGGAACAGAGUCUGAGCGAGAAGAUAGGCGAGAAAGAUCCAGAGAUAACGGAGGCGGAGGAACCCGAUACAGACACACAUCUGCACCUGGCGGUUAAUGCCGAGGAGGUGGUAGACGGCAUCCUCAUGGCGAAUGCACGCAUCGCUGAGAAGUCGCACAAGCUGGCCCAGGUCAAGAACUUGUUUCCCAAGGAUCUGGAAGUGGGGGACCAGAUGGUUCUGUAUAAUCGACCAGAUGACAUCCCCACCUUCGCCUCCAUCUUCCGUAACCACGCGUACUUUAGACCGACCCUUUUGGGGUAUCUGAAACGCACCAACGCAGCGCAGCAGCUGAAGAUUAAGCGUCUCCAAAUUGCCUACCGUAAAUAUCAUGAAGCCUGGGAGGCUCGCAUAGAGCGGCAGGAAGCGAUUGCUAACAAAAGCGGUCGUGCUCAGCGACAGAAAGCCUUCUUCGAGGCGCAAUUCCCAGACAUGGCACGGGGUCUGCCACCGACACGAGCCGAGGAUAAUAUUAACAACCACUAUACUACAGCCCCAUUCAACGUAUCUGAGCUGCACGGCAUGGUCUGUGCACGUGUGCGUACUGAUGCCUGUGUGCGUCUUACGCGUAUGCGUACUGUUGCUUGUGAGCGUCUUACGCGCAUGCAUUGGAAAGUAUUUGCGAGGGGUCAUCGAGGAGAAGUUGCUGUGGCGCCUACAGCCGACCCGUCGCAUCUGUCACUGGACGUAGGGGGUCCCCCUGGCUGGGGCGGUCGCAGCAGCCGAACAUCCCGAAGUUCGGGUUGGGGUGAUGCUGUACGCAGUGAUGCGGAGAUGGAACAGGUACUGCUGGACCUACUCGCACAAGAGCGUUCGGAUGAGAAGUCAUUCACUGCUCUGGCGGCGGUGGUGCCACCGCUGAUACUCAACAAGAAGGAGAAGGCCAUGCGAUACGACAACCGCAACGGACUGGUAGUCGAUCUACCUACAGACAUCAUGGAACACAAGAUGAAGAUGCCCUGGAGAGACUCGGAAAGGGAGAUAUUCUCGGAGAAGUAUCUUCUGUAUCCAAAAGACUUCGGUAAGAUCCAGACGUAUAUACCCUCGCACACGGUGUCUGAGUGUGUCGCAUAUUACUACGCAUCGAAGAAGAAGGAGAAGUACAAGAUGCGGCUGCAAGCGUACCACGCCAAGCGCAAGCGAACCCACGAGAAAGAGAAGGAGCGGAGCGAAAGAGGCGACCACACGGAAGAUGCACAAGCCUCGCAACAUCGCAAGGAUCGAAACAAGUUCAAGACAAAGCCUCGCAGCCGUCACCACGAUGGGGUUAACACACCGCCUAGUCGCAAGGGACUCGGUGUGGCUCGCCUAGACUCGACGUCCAGCACCACAUCUCGGCCGGACAAGAGUAUAGAUCACAACCUGUUCACCGUACCAGAUCAUCCGGGCAGGGGCAGGCCCACAGAUAAAGAGAGAGAGGCCCGUGCUAAUGCGGCACGCGACAAGGACAAGGAUGAGAGUGCGCAUCACAAACGGAGGAAGCAGAAGUCGAGCUCUCAAAGCGGCAGCAGACGCCGCAACAAAGAGUACGACACAGACACGCACGCACACAUCGCCACGGGCGACAGGGACUACAGAGAGAAGGGCCCCAUCACCGUGCAUGCAUUCACACACGCACCCAAGGACGCGGACAAACCUGGCAGGAAGGACAGGGGUAGCCGCACAGUCACUGAUGACGAGGAUGACGAGGGGGGUGGUAUUGCGGUGUCACGUACAAGUACGAUCACAUUGGCCGAUGGCACUGUGGAGGUGCUAGGCCCACAGUUGGCAGCAUUGCAGGCGACGGUGGCCGGGAAUGCUGCUCAUGGAGCACACAUCGAAGAGACGGCGCGAUGGUCGCAGGCGGAAACGGAGCUGCUGAUUCGACUGUUAGGAGAAGUGGGCCGAGACUGGGUGGCGCUCAGUCAAGUUAUCAUCACAAAGUCAGACACGCAGUGUAAGAACUACUUUCACAACAACAAGCGCAGACUAAACCUGGCCGAGAUUGUCGCACAAUGCGAGCUCAACCGCCAGGGCGAGGGCGACAAAGAAACCGGCAACCAGCUGGUAGAGGCAGCCGUGGUGGUGGGGCUGGAAAUGGUAGGUAAGCGGAAGGCGCAGAAGGAGAUGCGCACACGCCGGGCCAGUGAGAAGAACGUGGCAACACUAGACACACACAGUGACGACGACGCAGACGCAAACGCAGACGUAGACGCACAGGCAGACGCAGAUGGCGAUGGCGAUAGAGAAGGAGAAGGAGAGGGAGAGGGGUAUUCGGAUGGGGAGUCGGAUGGGCCACCGUCAGCGGAAGAGGAGAGCGAGACGCCGGCUGAGGUGGUGGGAAAGAUCAAGUAUAAGCACAGGGAUAAAGAGAAGGAGAAGGAGAAGGAACGAGAGAGAGAGAAGGAGAAAGAGAAAGAGAGAGAAAAGGAAAAGGAGAAAGAGAAGGACGCACGAGUCCAUGGGCACAGGCAGGGGACGGCAACUGAGGCGGGUGGGGCGCAGAAGAAGCGCAAGAGCAAGAGCAGGCAGACAUCGCCCAGGCCGAACAAGCGCCGCAAGUCAGAGUCGACUAUAAUUUCGCUGUCGGUGCCUGUCUCGCGGCAGACGUCUGUGCCGAAAGGCGGAGAAAGCGCGGCAUCGGAAGAUGAGGGCGAAGCGAAACCACACAGCGUGUCAAUCAGUAGAAAGUCUUCGGUGAAACGAACAGGGCAACACGGACAUUCGGAGAAGGACAAAGGCAAAGUGUCCCACAAAACACG